Messenger RNA from Amblyraja radiata (thorny skate), 2212 nucleotides. It is a transcript of the gene cimip2c, whose product is annotated as ciliary microtubule inner protein 2C. The record is from RefSeq and is a predicted model, not a curated record. NCBI's taxonomy places the organism in Eukaryota, Metazoa, Chordata, Chondrichthyes, Rajiformes, Rajidae. The transcript is spliced from 4 exons. The coding region runs from base 125 to 589 and encodes 154 amino acids.
CGCUGAUUGACAGCUCCCGUCCAGGGCUUUCCCGGGGAAACGUCGCGACAGCAAAGCAGCAAAGACAAGCAGGCCGUUACCCUUGGAUUGUUUUGUGGUUCACACAACUACUGUCACUGGAGUCAUGGCUUCCCGGAGCGCAGGAACUCUCAUUACUAACUACAAUGCCACGUACAUUCCUCCCGCCUUAAUGCCCGGGUACCGUGGCUUUGUUCCAACAUUACAUUUUACAUAUGGCGAUACUUAUGGAAACAGCACCAGGAAAUACUUUCAAGAUUUUCGUAUGGCAGCUCUGAAUUCAAGUCAGAGUCCUUAUAGCAAAGGAGGGCAAUUUCCAACGUUUUAUUCCAAUGAUCCAUCUCUUGUGAUAGAAAAUAGGAUCAACAACAGGAACAGAUGGCUGUUUGCUCCACGGUGGUCCAGACACGAUGUGGAUUUUGACAGGGAGGACGAAUUGAAAACUUUUGAUAAGAUGGCUCAGCAACACCAGGAGAACUACAAAGAUAAGACAGGCACAAUACCCCGAGUGGAUCAUUUUGUGCUGCCUGGGAGAGAGGAGUACACAUUCCCUUGUUUACCAAACAUGUAAAUUACACAUGCCAUCUCCUCCACACACCAGACAUGGGUUUACAUUAAAGCCUUCAUAACUCUGGAAGGAGAUGAGGAAUUCCAGGGUGAACAACACUUGCAGAUCUAACAAAUUAUUGCCUUCUGAAAUUCAGUUUGAUUUAAGUGACCAAAUGACAUUGCAGAAGUUGUUUUGUAAAUUACUUUACACUAAGGUUGCACUUUGCUUAUGUGUAUUGAAUUACUGAAGCCAAAACAUUUUAACUGCAGUUUUAUCAAUUUGAUUUUAGGCAUUAAUUAGAAACCAAAUCGUAACAAAAAGACAUUCAAUUGUUAAUAUCUAUAUUCCAAAGUUGGAGUUCUUCAAUGGGCAAUCAAUAUAUACAUUGAAUGGAAAGUGAUGUUUCACAAGAUGCACACUUUUCCUUACUAUCAAGGCGUCAUUCUCAGGAACUGCGCCAAAGCAGCAGAGACAAAAUAAUGCAAAUGCGUUUUAAAACUUUAUUGCCAAAUAAUAUAUGCAGUGAUUUAAAAUAAGUCUCUUGUUACUGGCUUGUGUUUUAAGGAUGUUUUGUUCCAUGGCGCUUCGUAUUAUUUGAUACAUUUGUCUUCAAUCUGGACAUAUUCCAGCUUUGUAAUAAGGAACAAAGAUUGUCUAAAGGUUUGCCAACCCUCCUGGCUUGUUGUGGCAUCUCCAGGAUUUGUGAUUAAUCCCAGGACUCAACUGAGAGCUGGCCAUGAUAAAAAUAAUAGGCGCAUUAAGUUAUAAAUGAUAGGAAAUAAUGAAUUACAAAAAAGUGCUGGCAAAGGAAAUAUUUCCUGGAUUAUUGAAGAAUUGGGUCAUUUUCCAGCUGCUAUGAGACUUGAUCGUUUGGGCAACAAAUGAUGGGACAAGAAAUUAGGUAUUCCGAGCAAGAGGGUUCAUUUGUUAUUAAAUCUUUGCUCACAUUCAACCAGUGCUCACCACCCCACUUGUUAGUGCAGAAGCCAACUUGCAAUGUGCAUCUAGCUUGCACAAGCUACUGUAAAUGAUUUUAAUAUAGCACACAGAAGGCAAAAAUUUGACAUGAAGUAGAAUCAAAUGGGAAGUUAGAAUUUGUACAUCUUAUAAUAGGUGUGAAAUGACUGCCAAAUAGUCACCAUUUUGUAUCUCAAUGAUGCUGAAGGAAACCUUGGCAGCUAUUGAAAAAUUGGUCCCACACAUAGAUCCCUUUUAGGCAUAAACUGUGCAGAGAGUGAAGAUUCCUGAGCAACACCUCAAUAUGUAGAUCCACCACCUAAAAGUUAAAGUUACAAUAUUCAAAAACCUUCCACUGAAGGGAGAAGGACCUGGAAUGGCAAUGAUUGGCCCCACUGUCAACCAAAACAAUUUAUUUGCACAGCCACAUUGAAAGUAAACAAGCAGGCUGUCAGCACACAAAAAUGCUUCAAAACAUCUGGGAACUGCUCCAGAUGCACGGAGGGCAAAUGGUCUCAAAUUAUUUCAAUGGCUUUCGUGCAGCUUCAAACUGGAGAGCCAAACAAGUGGUCAUCAAACGUCUGCCAGUCAGGCACUGCAAAUGCUUAGCAAUUUCCCACCUUGUUUCCAUUAAUUAUUAGUUCAUUAACUUUACUGCAUAUUAAUAAAAAUAUUUCCAAUUUGGUC